ACUGAUUGAUACAAGAAAGGGAAGAUACGAAUCAGAUCAAGUUUCAUCCGUCUCACCCCCACCAUUGAAACAAGUCAUCAGGUGUGUACCUACGAACCUAGCUCGAAAUGUCAUGAGAAAUGAGGGUUAGGGUUUUUAAAGUUUGGGAUAGAUGGGCUGUGUGUUUGGAAGAGAGAUUUCGUCUUCUGGGCCACCAAUUUCUGAAAUUGUAGUAGACAAGAGGAGAGAGAAAGAUAGUGGGGAUUCGAAUGUUCAAUCUGGGAGGAGAGAGAGAGCUUCAGUAGCAAAUCCUGACACCAGCAACAAUGGUGGAGGCGGUGGGGAGGCACAAAAUGGGGUGCCUCAGAAGGGGGAUAAAGAUGUCAAUGUAAGGCCGCGAGGUGAGAGAAGGCGCUCAAAGCCUAAUCCUAGACUGAGUAAUCCUCCCAAGAACAUCCAUGGUGAACAGGUUGCUGCUGGCUGGCCAGCUUGGCUAUCUGCUGUCGCCGGAGAGGCUAUCAAUGGGUGGAUUCCUCGGAGGGCUGAUACUUUUGAGAAGAUCGACAAGAUUGGGCAAGGCACAUACAGUAACGUGUACAAAGCUAAGGAUACUAUGACAGGAAAAAUAGUGGCAUUGAAGAAGGUUCGGUUUGACAAUUUGGAGCCCGAGAGUGUGAAGUUUAUGGCCAGAGAGAUUUUGAUAUUGCGCCGGUUAGAUCAUCCCAAUGUUGUAAAGUUGGAAGGGUUGGUGACGUCAAGGAUGUCUUGCAGCUUGUAUCUUGUUUUUGAGUACAUGGAACAUGACUUGGCUGGACUUGCUGCCAGUCCUACUAUCAAGUUUACAGAGCCUCAGGUCAAGUGUUACAUGCAUCAGCUCUUGUCUGGGCUUGAACAUUGUCACAACCGCCACGUGCUGCAUCGGGAUAUCAAGGGGUCAAAUCUUCUUCUUGAUAAUGGUGGGAGUUUGAAGAUUGCUGAUUUUGGCCUGGCCUCCUUCUUUGAUCCUAAUCACAAGCAGCCAAUGACUAGUCGGGUAGUUACAUUAUGGUAUAGACCACCAGAGCUGCUUCUCGGGGCCACUGAUUAUGGUGUAGGUGUUGACCUCUGGAGUGCAGGUUGCAUUUUAGCAGAGUUAUUGGCUGGGAAGCCUAUCAUGCCUGGCCGUACGGAGGUAGAGCAGCUUCAUAAGAUCUUCAAGUUAUGUGGUUCCCCUUCUGAAGAAUAUUGGAAAAAGUCAAAGCUACCACAUGCAACCAUAUUUAAACCCCAGCAGUCGUACAAACGAUGCAUAGCAGACACAUUCAAAGCUUUCCCACCUUCAUCAUUGCCACUGAUUGAUACCCUCCUUGCCAUUGAUCCGGCUGAACGUCAAACUGCAACAGCUGCUUUGAGAAGUGAAUUCUUCACGACGAAACCUUAUGCUUGUGAUCCUUCAAGCCUUCCAAAAUACCCACCGAGCAAGGAGAUGGAUGCCAAACUCCGUGAUGAAGAAGCUAGAAGAUUGAGAGCUGCUGGUAAAACCAAUGCUGAUGGAGUGAAGAAGACUCGCACACGUGAAAGACCUGCAAGGGCUAUGCCUGCUCCAGAAGCCAAUGCUGAACUGCAAGCAAACAUUGAUAGACGGCGGUUGAUUACACAUGCAAAUGCAAAGAGCAAGAGUGAGAAGUUUCCUCCGCCCCAUCAGGACGGAACAAUGGGUUACCCACUCGGUUCUUCACAUCACAUGGAUCCAACUUUCGAUCCACCUGAUGUCCCAUUCAGUUCAAACUUUUCAUAUGCAAAACCACCGAUCCAGACUUGGUCUGGGCCAUUGGCGGAGCCUGCUCCUGCAGGUCGUCCACGCAGAAAGAAACAUAAUGAUUCAUCAUCAAAGAAUAAUUAGACUUCAAAACCAGAAGGCUGGACCAAUGAAUGGCAAGUGCCGGGAAACCCACUUUUUACGUGUAGAAUGCAGAGGUAAAGUAUUUUGUUGUUUGUGUUUCUUGUUCGAUUUUUACAUUACGGGAUGGUGAUUGAGUACUGUACAUGUUCAUCUUUUUCGCCCUUUGUGUUGGUUAGCCAGGUCAGUGAACUUCAAAUAAACAUACAACUAUUGAACAAAUACUCUUAUCUAACAUUGGACUAUAUUAAUUGCAAUGUAUCAUUUUCUGUCGACU
Cynara cardunculus var. scolymus (artichoke) is the source of this 2135-nucleotide messenger RNA. Its product is annotated as probable serine/threonine-protein kinase At1g54610. The transcript has 8 exons. The record is from RefSeq and is a predicted model, not a curated record. Gene Ontology annotation, cellular component: cyclin-dependent protein kinase holoenzyme complex; nucleus. Gene Ontology annotation, molecular function: RNA polymerase II CTD heptapeptide repeat kinase activity; ATP binding; cyclin-dependent protein serine/threonine kinase activity. Bases 152 to 1861 code for a protein of 569 amino acids. Gene Ontology annotation, biological process: protein phosphorylation; positive regulation of transcription elongation by RNA polymerase II. Lineage: Eukaryota; Viridiplantae; Streptophyta; Magnoliopsida; Asterales; Asteraceae.